AUGGCGCCCUCGACCAUAGUCUUCGAUUAUAGGGGCCAGAUAGUAGAUAACUGCGAGUUCUUCUUAGCCAAACAUGACGUCGUCUCCGUAGUCACUGUCAAGGACGUUCUAGGAGACUAUAAAGCAUAUGCAAUUCGGUCCAAUCAGAGCUCACGAGACGCACUUCUCUCCUCCGAACCCCGUGCUACCCCUCUACUUGCCGUAGAAUCUCUUCACACUAAGUCGUGCGAGGCCGUUCAGCAAUUCAUCUCUACCAAUGGGUUCUCCUUUCCACCCGACUUCAAGAAGACUAGAUUUGAUGAUGAUGACGACGAAGAUGAGGACGAGGAUGAGGAAGAUGGAAAUGACGAUGACGAUAUAGCUUCUAUCUUCUCUAAUAUCUUAUCCGAUCGUCCUGUACUAUCAACCGCGGCCCCGUCUUACAAGACAAGCUCGACUGGCGAGGUUAAAAUGACGCCUGCCACGUCCACGACCACCACGGUCCCCAUCACCCACGGCCGCGAGGUCAGAGACGAGAGAAGCAAUAACAUUAGCAAGCCCCGCACCAACCCGCCCCCACCAGGUCGCCAGUCCCCCGAAGCUUUCAUAUUCCCAAACAUCCGGCCUCCUUACACGCUAUCCCAGGCAGAAGAGCUAGUCAUGGAGCUUAUGAACGGCCCCCUAUCUAACAACUACCCGCGCUUCCCCGGCCCCCCUCCGCCACCGCCGCCGCCACCUCCCGGAUACAACACAGCCCCCAAACCCCAACCUGCCGUCCCCUCCUGGCCGCCCGCCGCGCGCGGCCCGUCCAUCCCCCCACCAGCAAACUUCACGCCUCAGGGUUUGCCCCAGGGCCUGCGCGGCUUACACAGAGGCCACCAGCCCCCCACCACCGCCGCCGCCGCCUCCUUCGCGCCGCGCCUAUACGACAUCGCGCUGACGAUACGGUGGCUAGGCCACGGCGAGGCGCGGGUGCUCGCCAGCUGCAAGGCCAGCGUGCAGGCGCUCAAGAACACGGCCGUCACGUACGUGACGCGGCACGCGGGGGCGUUCGACAGAGAAGGAGCGCCGCCGAAUAGGAACAAUCCCAAGUGGAUGGGCUGCGUACGGCUGCGGCGCGCGAGCAUUCGGAAUCUACACGACGAGGAGUAUGAUUUGAAUAUGGAGUUGUAUCAGGAUGACGACUUGACGCGGUUUUGUAGCGGGAGGGGCAUUCCGAGGUUUGAGGUAGAGGUGGAAGAUCAGGUGGAUGGAACGGUUUAG
Messenger RNA from Daldinia childiae, 1242 nucleotides. RefSeq lists its product as uncharacterized. The record is from RefSeq and is a predicted model, not a curated record. NCBI's taxonomy places the organism in Eukaryota, Fungi, Ascomycota, Sordariomycetes, Xylariales, Hypoxylaceae. The transcript has 2 exons. Bases 1 to 1242 code for a protein of 413 amino acids.